Camarhynchus parvulus is the source of this 4888-nucleotide messenger RNA. It is a transcript of the gene PANK4, whose product is annotated as pantothenate kinase 4 (inactive). NCBI's taxonomy places the organism in Eukaryota, Metazoa, Chordata, Aves, Passeriformes, Thraupidae. The coding region runs from base 2278 to 4590 and encodes 770 amino acids. Gene Ontology annotation, biological process: coenzyme A biosynthetic process. The record is from RefSeq and is a predicted model, not a curated record. Gene Ontology annotation, cellular component: nucleus; cytosol. Gene Ontology annotation, molecular function: pantothenate kinase activity; ATP binding. The transcript has 21 exons.
CCACUCAGAGCUGGGAGCUGCCCUUGGGAUAACGCUGCUCUAUCCUUGGACGUCUGUCCUAAGCCAGGACAGCAUCCCAUGGCCGGGAGGGGAGAGCAGGCUCCGGACCCCCGGGUGGCAUUUACAGCAGCUGGAGCUGUCUGGAGAAGGGAUUUCAGAGGGACCAGCCCAACUCUGAGAGGGGGAAAGGCGAAAUCCUGGGGGGAUGGCUGUGAGCGAGCCGGGAUACGGGCAAGCCCCUGCCAGGAGCCCGCACUGGGAUGAUCCUGACGGGCUCCUCUGCAAUUCCCAUCCCUCCAUCCCACGGGGAAGCUGAGCUGCCACUCCCGGAGGUCACAGGUGGCACUUGGGGACUCCACAGCAACCUCCAGCGCCACAGCGAUGCCACAGCCUCGGGAGGCACCAGCAUUUCCCAAUCCCGUGAUUUUUGGACUUUUCCUGCAUUCCAGAGGAGCCCAUGACUUGCUGUACAAGUCGCCCCCGCUCCUCUCACGAGUAGGGAAGGAUGUUUCCCCUUUUUUGAGCAGGUCACUGCUCUGCUCAGGUGUGAGCUCCCCUUCUCCCUGAAGGACUGCAGCCAUCCCACCAUGUGGAGAGAAAGUUGUUCUGAGGGAAUGAAUGUGAGCUGGAUCCUCCUGCUGGGAGGGCUUGGCUGUUCUCAACCUCUGUGAGGUUGUCCUUGUACCUCUGCUGGGAAAGCUGUAACCCCUGGGACGGCCAGAAUUCCCAAUUUUCCUCUUUCCUUUUCCUCCCAGGGCAUCCACACCUGGAGUGUGUCUCGCUGGACACAUUUGGGGAAUCUGGCCAUCCCACGGUGCCACGAGGGGUUCUAUAAUAUUUAUAAUCUGUAAUAUUUAUAAUCUACAAUAUUAAUAAUCUAUAAUAUUUAUAAUCGGCAAUAUUUAUAAUCUAUAAUAUUUAUAAUCUACAAUAUUAAUAAUCUAUAAUAUUUAUAGUGCAUACUGAGCACGCUCUGAGAAUGGUUAAACCAUGUCCCAAACUGUGUAGAGGAAAUUCCUCGGGAUGUCUUGCUCACAAGCCAGGGCUGUUUGUGAGGUUCAGGAUGCGUGUGUGCCUUUUGUAAAGGCAGGAGCUCGUUUUUGCGUCCUUAUAGGACUGAAAGUUACAGCUGUGCUGUCCAUUGUAAAAGAAAUAUUUAUCUAAGUCUUUCAUGAAAGGCAGGUGUAUAAAUUAUAUUUAAUUUUUUUUGUACCCUUUUGCCAGGGGAAAAUGAGAAUUUUUUUACAGUCCUUGGAGGAUGUUAUGAUGUGUUCUGUGCAAGCUGCACCAAUGUAUGACCUGUGCCAGAGUUGUCUUGAACAUCAGAAGUUGCAGAAACUUUUAAAGGUCAAAAAUAAAUAAAAAUCUGCUUAAUCACCCCAAAGUCAUUCUUUUUUUUAAGUAGUUUUUACAGCUGGUUUCCCUGUGGUCAACUGACACGAGACAGAUAUUCAUAUUUAACACCGAAUUUCCCAUCGGGACGUCUGCAGUGCUGUUUUCCACAGCUCGGGAAUAUCAAACCCCAGCUCUCUCAAUGUGAGACAAAAAUAACAGCACGCCCGAGCGGCCAAUUCUCUCGGAAUUCAGAGCCAAGAAAGGUCACUGCAAGGGUGAAAAAAAUCAUGGAAUGGUUUGGUCGGGAGCCACCUUCAAUACCACCUAACUCCAACCCCUUGUGACAGGCAGGGACACCAAACACAGAAAGUACUUUUAUUUAAUUUAAAUAAAGUUUUCCAAGGCACAAAUUCACAUUCCUGGGGAUGUGUCAGGAUCAUAAAUCACUUGGAAACACGCGAGGCGUUAAAAUUAGGGGGUUUGGCUACAAAGGACACUCGUGGGGCUGCUCAGUGGCUGGGGGGGUAUAUCGGUGUCCUGGACCCCCGUGAGCUACUGGGGAUCCCCUCGGGGACCUCUCUGCCCUCCCCGGGGAUUUCUCUCCAAUUUCCCCCCACCUCGGGGUCUCACGGACCCCUCCCCGGGCUGUCCCCGCUGUCUCCCCGGGGUCUCCCCCUGUUCUACCCCCUUUCCCUCCGGAAUCUCACCGACCCCUCCCCGAUAUUUCCCCCCGUUCUCCCGGGGGUAUCCCCCCGUUCCCUCCCGGCUUUUCCGCCCCCUCACGGCGGAGUCCCUCAGGCCACGCCCCCCCGCCGGUGGGCGGGGCCAGCGCGCUCUCCCCGCCUGAUUCCCCCGCGCCUCGGUCGUUCGCAUGCAGAUUUAUGCGCAUACAUUUGCAUGCCGAUGAGGCCGGGGUGAGGGAGGGAGCGGGUCGCGUUCAAAAUGGCGGAGCGGGGCGGGCGCGGCAGCGGUCACGGCAGCCUGGACAAGAGCAUCACCCUCCCGCCCGACGAGAUCUUCCGCAACCUGGAGAACGCCAAGCGCUUCGCCAUAGACAUCGGUGGUUCAUUAACCAAGCUGGCUUAUUACUCAACUGUACAGCACAAAGUGGCAAGAGUGAGAUCCUUUGAUCAUUCUGGAAAGGACAUAGACAAUGAACCUUUGUAUGAAAUAUCUGUUCAGGAGGAGAUUACAGCUCGACUUCACUUCAUUAAAUUUGAAAACACUUACAUUGAAACCUGCCUAGAUUUCAUCAAAGACCAUCUUGUCAAUACAGAGACAAAAGUCAUCAAAGCCACAGGUGGUGGUGCCUAUAAAUUCAAAGACCUUAUUGAGAAGAAACUGGGGUUGAAAGUUGAUAAGGAAGAUGUAAUGACCUGCCUAAUUAAGGGGUGCAACUUUGUGCUGAGGAACAUCCCCCACGAGGUGUUUGCUUACCAGAAGGAUUCAGACACAGAAUUCCGGUUCCAGACCAACCACCCCAACAUUUUCCCUUAUUUGCUGGUGAACAUUGGCUCAGGGGUCUCCAUAGUCAAGGUAGAAUCAGAAGACAAAUUUGAAUGGAUUGGGGGCAGCUCUAUUGGAGGUGGAACCUUCUGGGGUCUGGGAGCUCUGCUCACCAAAACAAAGAAAUUUGAUGAAUUGCUGCAGCUGGCCUCAAAGGGCCAGCACACCAACGUGGACAUGCUGGUGAAGGAUGUGUAUGGAGGUGCCUACCAGACCCUGGGGCUCAGUGGGAAUCUCAUUGCCAGCAGCUUUGGGAAGUCCACCACAGCAGACAAAGAGUUUUCCAAAGAAGAUAUGGCCAAAAGUUUGCUCCACAUGAUCAGCAAUGACAUUGGCCAGCUGGCCUGCCUCCAUGCCAAACUGCACAACCUGGAUAAAAUUUAUUUUGGAGGGUUUUUUAUCCGGGGCCACCCCGUCACCAUGCGCACAAUCACCUACAGCAUCAACUUCUUCUCCAAGGGAGAGGUUCAGGCAUUGUUCCUGAGACAUGAAGGCUACCUGGGAGCCAUUGGGGCAUUUUUAAAAGGAGCUGAACAAGACAAUCCAAACCAGUACAGCUGGGGAGAGAAUUAUGCUGGGAGUUCUGGGCUCAUGAGCACAUCCCCUGAUGUUUCCCCCCUGCAGAGAACACGCAGUGGUACAUUUGACAUGCUGGAAAUGGACAGAUUGGAGAGACCACUUGUUAACCUGCCACUGCUGAAAGACCCCUCCACCUAUAUCCCAGACACUGUUGACCUCACAGAUGAUGCCAUGGCCAGAAAAUACUGGCUCACCUGCUUUGAGGAGGCCCUGGAUGGGGUGGCAAAGCGAGCUGCAGCCAGCCAGCCAGACUCGGUGGAUGCACAGGAGAGAGCUGAGAAAUUCCGCCAGAAAUACUGGAAUAAGCUCCAGACACUCAGGCAGCAGCCCUUUGCAUAUGGUACCUUAACAGUCAGAAGUCUCUUGGAUACAAGGGAACACUGUUUGAACGAGUUCAGUUUUCCAGAUCCCUAUUCCAAGGUAAAACAGAAAGAAAAUGGAAUAGCCUUAAAGUGUUUCCAGAGUGUGAUCGAGUCCCUGGACUCCCUGGGCUGGGAGGAGAGGCAGUUUGCACUGGUGAAAGGACUUCUGGCAGGGAAUGUCUUUGACUGGGGAGCAAAGGCAGUCUCAGAUGUUCUGGAGUCUGAGCCACAGUUUGGGUUUGAAGAAGCCAAGUCAAAGCUCCAAGAACGUCCCUGGUUGGAAGAUUCCUACAGCCAGUGGCUGGAGCGACUGAAGGAGGGUCCCCCUCAUAAAUGUGCCUUAAUUUUCGCAGAUAACAGUGGGAUAGACAUAAUUUUAGGAGUCUUUCCUUUUGUCCGAGAGCUCCUUUCUAGAGGGACAGAGGUGAUUUUGGCCUGUAACUCUGGCCCUGCCCUCAACGACGUCACCUACAGCGAGUCCCUGAUCGUGACCGAGCGCAUCGCGGCCAUGGACCCCGUGAUCCACUCUGCACUGAGGGAUGAGAAGCUGCUGUUGGUUCAGACAGGCUCCAGUUCUCCGUGCCUGGAUCUGAGCCGCCUGGACCAGGGCCUGGCCGUGCUGGUGCGGGAGCGGCAGACAGACCUGGUGGUCAUCGAGGGCAUGGGCAGGGCCAUCCACACCAACUACUACGCCGUGCUCAGGUGUGAGAGCCUCAAGCUGGCCGUCAUCAAGAACUCGUGGCUCGCCGACCGCCUCGGGGGCAAAAUCUUCAGCGUCAUCUUCAAGUACGAAGUGCCCUGUAAAUGAUGGAGCUGGCACGGCCCAUGGACUUGCACUAGUUUUACUUUAACUGUAAAGAAUGUAUUUUUAUUACAACAGGGACAAGAGUUCACAGGAAAUUCCGUAUUUAUAUUGUGCUUUUGUGACUUAAAAAGCGACACUAUGAUUCCCUCUAUAGUCUACACACUCAAAUAUAUAUAUGUAUAUCACUCAUUGUUUAUUUUGGUAAGUGUUUAUUUUAAUGCUGCAGUAUUUGUGAUGAAAAGACUUUAUUUUUUUGUUCUGUGAGACAUUCAUAUAGAAAUAUAUUUAAAUGUCAAUGAAA